Molecule: messenger RNA, 1257 nt
Organism: Alternaria metachromatica
Lineage: Eukaryota; Fungi; Ascomycota; Dothideomycetes; Pleosporales; Pleosporaceae
Exons: 1
Coding region: 1-1257 (418 amino acids)
Source: RefSeq, a predicted model, not a curated record
AUGGUGGUCACCCUCGGCCCGACAAGCGACUUGGACUGGCUCAGGUUCUCCUACCUGCUCCGCAAUAAGAACCUGAGCUUCGACGACAUUGCAGAGCUUGUGUCGCGAUAUGUGCCCGAUGAUGGCGAUCUCCCGGAAAACGAUGUCACGCAAGAAGAGGUUACAGCUGUCGGGGAAUCGGACGCGCGCAAUAGUACAUGGCGAGUUUCUGUACGUCGAUCGGGGGUGGUUGAAUGGGACGUGUCGACCCUUGGGAAAGAAGGGCAUGCAUCAACAACGAGCGGCGGUGGAAACGACAGAGUCCAGUCCAGUGAGCCAAGCUGCGGAGCGGAACUUCUUAAGACCAACGGCAUAGACGUCUGCCACCACGGUCCACCUCAGCCUCCAAAUCCUCCAGAGGCUGUGAGGAUCGAUGGAACGACGGAGCAAUCAGCCAGACAGGAUGAUGUCGAAGAUCUAGACCAGUCUGAUGAUCGACGUUCCAGCGAAGACCAUGAGAUAUCCCGAUCAUGUUUCUCAUCCGAUUCAUCAGCUGACUCAGUCGACUUUUCGAAAGCGGAAAUCGGCAUGCAGGUGACUAGGAUGAGACCUACCAUGUUAUCCUGGCUGAGGCCAAAGAGAAAAUAUGACAGCCUCCAAGAAAACACACGACCAAACUCACCAGGUCCUAAGGAAUCCUCUGUAGGCCUCUGGAAGCGAAUCAGCAGAACAACAUCCCACUCCACAAUGAACACCACUCUGGUGGGGAAGUUUGACCAGAAAUUGCAAGCCAAACUCUCCAAUGCCAAGUUGCGAGCUUCUGGCGCGAGCCAGAUACCAGCCAACGAAUGCCAUCCUGCGUUCAGGGAACAAGCCGACGCGUCAAAUGCCCAACCAGAUCUGUCCACCUCAGCUCACAUCCUCAACGCCAUGCGGACUCUCAACAGCCAUCGCGCAAGCCAAAGCGUGCCUAGCGACACCAAGCCCCAAAGAGGGAGUCACAACUCUAGCUUCAGCAGACCCAGGCCUUGCAGCACUCACUCCACCAACAUCAUGCCAUAUGGUUUCCACCGGCCGUACAGGCCUAGCCCAUUGAAGCACGUAACGCGUGUCACAUCGCUGGAUGUGAACAAAGGACUUCCGCCCCUGCCCCCGGAAGCGCGACGGCUGGCGCACCAAGCUUCACACGCGAGGUUGAAGGACCUGCAGGCUGUGAAGAAGGUGGAUAUUCGGAAGGCGAUCAAUGAGUAUGUAGGUGAGAUGGCGAAGGCGUAUUGA